GAUGACAGCAGAAUAAUUUCAAAGUCGAAAGUGAGAUCAUUUCUAAUCCAGGAAAUGUCGAAAUGGCGUAUAAAUGUACCAAGACAUUGAAUUAACAAUGUCGGGUAUAUUUCAGGACAAUUGUCAGUGGCUUUCCGUCACAGAAGAAACGCUGUUUCUGCACGACGGACUGAUCAGGGUCACAGAUUUGGUCGAACUUCCUCGUGAUGUAAAUAGUUCCUCAGAGGGUGACAAUGAAGUCGUAACGUUUGAUUUGAAGACACCGAAAGAAUUAAGUGAUAGAUUACUAGCUGUAUGUGGGACACAGAAUAAUGCUUACUCUAGAUUGUUAGAGUAUCGUUUGAAUGCACUGAGGGGCUAUUGGAAUGCGCAAAGGCAGGUGUUGAUCGACGAACAACAAGACAGGGAUAGCUCCACGCAUGAGGAAACAAUAGCCCUGUUGAAGAAGCAGGGUAUUUUCAAAGAUCCAGAACAGGCUUCAUUUUCAACACGAAUCAGCGUUCUUUUAGUAAUUCCACUUUUACAGUCUCAAAGUAGAGUUGAUCCGAAUUUGUGCGGAGUCACAGCAGAACUGCUCUUAAAUUGUCUCAGAGAUUGUGCCCCACUAACUUUGUUUAAGGAACCAGGAGAUUGCUUGAGAGGUCUUGAAAAUCUGCUCUGCACUUGGCUAGGAGAAGACACUAAUGAUGCUGACAAUAAACAGUUGGUUAAAGAUGCUUUUCAGCGUAAAAAUACAGCUGCAGCACUUGUUGCGCUUGCAUGUGCAAGAGGUCACCUAAAGACGUUUAUACACACGGUGCACCUGCUUCAGUCGUUGUCUGACCUGGACAGUUUACCUGUCGUGGACAUCCUCACACGAUUGCUGGAGACUGAGGGUGGCCAGACACAGCCUACAGCCAUCCUUGGCACUAAACAUGUCCUGUGUUGGGGCUUUGAGGACUUACUAGGGGGGGCUGAUAAGGAGGCGACCAAUGGCAACAAGGAUACUAAAGACAGUGAUGUUGGCCGCAGCAUCACUUGUGAUGGUGUGUUUCUGUACACAACUAAUUCACAGGGUAAAGGCUUGGCCAAGAUGGGAACAGGACUUCACGGCUCGCUAAGGGGAUAUGUGUAUGCUAGAAAUGCUGAAUUAGGCCCGGGGAAGGUUGCCUUUGGUAAUGGUGCACUACUAUACAGACCACAGUCUUUUGACCAGGAGGCAAAUCUCACAAACAUGUGUCAGCUCAUCGACAUCAAUACCUUACAGUGUGUGAAGACGAUUCCUAAACCUGAAGAGUGCCUCCAUGAGGGACCACAGACUACUAUAGGAUUUUGUAGUGAUGCCACCUACUUCUACUGGCUAUGGUGUCCUGGCCUCGCCUCUGACAAAAGUGUGAAAGGACUCAACGUGUAUCUAGAUGUCUUCUCACAUCAGUCAGAGGAGGAGAGCAUCAAGCUAUUACAACCUCGAGUGAUUCUGCAAAAGAAGGAUGAAACUAGUGCGAAAUCCAUAAAUGAGACACUGCUGUCCCGAUUACGUCCCUUUAGAGGGAACUCUUCAGCUGCCACUCUUGUAGCACUCACAGGAGGGGAUUCCACACCUGGACGAAAAGAUGAUUCUACGUUGAUGGUGGGUAGCACCUCGUGUGGAGUGUCUAUGAAGAGUUUAGUGAAGGCCCCAGUCUACUGUGAUGGAAGUACGUUGGUAGUGCUCACGCCCAUGUCUGGAACAGGUGGUAACAGCUCUGCCUCCCGCUCUCUGUUUGGUACUGGAGGCAAUCUCUCAGGAUUUAGGUUGUUGGCGAGUAACAUGUGUUUCAACGUGAAGGAUGGUCAGUUUAACACAAGGAUAGACCUGAGUGAUGCUCCGACCUGUUCCCUUGGAAGAGGUGCUCCCUUGGCUGGUCUUGGUCUUUGUUUUGAUGUAACCAACAACUCUAUAUGGAUGUCCAGUAAUGAUUGGGUUGAUCAAUUCUACAACCACGGCCACCAGGCACCUCACCACAUCAACCGCCGUCUCAAAAUAUCUCCACCUGGUCCCCUCCAGUCAGACGGAAACAACAUAGAGACAGAGGUAGUAAUCAAACACAUCCUGCACCACGUAGGGAGUAUGUGUCUUCAUCAAAUCAACAACGACCUGCUCCACACUCCACUCGGCUCAUACAUCCUCCAGCAGCACCCUGCUGAUCUAACACACAUGACUCGUAUCUGUCACAUCCUACAGCGCUCCAUAGAGAGAAAAGAUAGCCAGGUCGUCAUCUGUACUCUCAUCAUACUACAGUUAAUAUUCAAGAUCAGCAUGUUCAAGAGGGAGAGAGAAGGAGAGGUACAGCUACUACAGAAAGCCAGCUCUUUAGUGUGGCACCUAUUGACAGACUACCCACAUUUAUGUCCGGACGACCCAAGACUGACUGCUGUCCAGAACGAGGCAUGUCAAGUCUUAACUUCCGGACUACAUGUCCUCUACCCGGAACCUGAUGACAAAAACAAGCUCCUCUUCCAGCUUCUGUCAGAUGGUGGUCAAAACCAGUCACUGGAAAAGUUGAGGAAUAUGAUCCUGAUUGACCUAUCAGAAAAGCUUCGUGCCCAGUCUCUGUCACGGGACGAGAUGAAGUAUGUCCGACUGAAGGAUGACCUUGUCAACUACAUCCUGAAGACAGCGGUCAAGGAAUCAUGUGUGCUGUUACAGGACUCGCUGACGCUGGACAAAGCCCAGUUUGAGGUCCUCCAAGCCUCUGUCCCACAUGCUUCGUCCUGCCUACGUUUUAUGAUGGCACUGCAGUCACACCUUCUUCGUGAAGUGGUUCUCCUGAAAUCUCCAGAUAACGGAGAGGAGAGUCAGGCGGAGUACGAGGCAGAACUCAGGGAGUUGCAGAUGAUGAUAAUUACACUGGCAUCUAACAUUUUUGAUGGAUCGUGUCAGGUGUUGGAGGUGCUGCUUGACACCUGUAACUCCAUCAUCACGCAGUACAAAGAUGACUUGGAGUGUCGGCUUCAGGGAUUGGAACGUAUCUCCAAGGCAACUAUCCUCGGACACCUCCUGCCUGUCCUCUUAACCACGAUGACACACUCUAAUCUACGUUGGCUGUCCCUGGCUGACACACUCAUGCCCAAACUUGUUCACCUGGUUGUACUGACCAGCCAGGCGGCCUUACUGCUGAAAAGUCAGGUCCAGGCUGUCAUACAAGAGGAGAUGGAUAUGGAUUCAGAUAUGGAAGUCAUCGAUCUGAUUGGUCAGCCUAUCAAUAUCAUUGUAAAUGAGCUGAAAGACAAGGAAGAGCAGGGUUUUCUGGCCGGCCUUAAGAUCCCUGCUCCCUGGGCGUCAGGCAAGGCUCUGGAGAGUAUCCACCCUGUCCGGGACAACUACAAGUUUAAAGAGACUGUCCAUAUCCCUGGGGCUCGCUGUCUCUAUUUGAGGUUUGACCCACGAUGCUCAUCGCAAUAUGAUUACGACAAGCUUGUACUGUAUGCUGGAUCAACCACCAGUGCUAAAAAGGUGGCCGAGUAUGGAGGAAAUACAUUUGGCUUUGGCAGCAGAAGUGUGCUGGGAUCUGGCUGGCCCAAAGACCUGGUUAAGAUUGACGGUGACAGUGUAACAUUCUCGUUUGAGAUGCGCAGCGGCCGUGAACACAACACUCCAGAUAAAGCUAUGUGGGGAUUCCAUGUUACGGUUCGGGCCCAGGAGUCGACGGAGGAGGUGUCCAAUGGUCUCCCCUUCUUGGCAGACUUGGCCCUCGGCCUGUCUGUACUGGCCUGUACCAUGCUACAGCUGUUAUACCACGGACCAGAGACAUCCCGUGAGGAGGGAAGCUGUGCUCACCUACUCAAAUCCAAGUUCCUACAGAGGUGCGUGUGGCGGUCCCCCUCUGUAAUGACACUGUCCCCCUCCACCUCCCCUCAGGAGGCAGAUACACAGUCCCCUCUCCCCAGGGUCAGACUUCCUUCCGAGGUCCUACAUGGCUUCCGCAAACUCUCCAAGCGUCAGAAGGUGCCACUCAGACAAAGUAUAAGGGAGAUCCUACAGCCAGAGGAGCUAGAGGAGAGGAUUGUGUCAACUGUGAUAAAACAUCUCUCACUGGAGGAUACUGUACACCACCUCAUGUCCGAGGAACGAGAACACUCGGACGAGUUCUCCCUACUCUGUGUAGUGGUGGAGGAAGUGUAUCGCCGAUUCAACACUCUUAUGAGGCAGCUACAGGGUCUGGCUGACCUGGAACAGAGAUGGUACAAUGAGGUACAGGAACAUAAGGCCGACAGCCAGCAGGCUCCUCCAUUCUUCCAUGAUUAUCAUCUACAGGAGGGUAAUAUUAAGGAGCUGAACAUGCUGUGCUUUGUCAAGGAUGUCCUGUUAGAUCCUGCUGAGGUAGAGGAGGCCAUGAAAAUGUUACGGUCCAAAUUUGAUGAAGAUGUAAGAUCAAAUGAGGUCGUCGCCAAAGAGAUGUGUAUGGUACGAACAAAGCACAUUGUAAAGGGUAUUCUAUCCCGACUUGAUCUGUUAUUACAAGUGACCAUUACCCCACACUACAGCGAUAUGAUGACAAGGACUGUGUCUCACUACUCAGAACUGCCACAGACAGGUGGUUCCGUUAGGUCGGAUACUGACAUGGCACAGCCAGUCCAUGUGUUAUCAAGGAGUAUGUCCGCUCCCACUGGUGUAGAGAGUAUUUAUGAUGAAUUUGUACUCGACAUUCUUAAGAUACGCAGCAGAAAGCGCCAUGGCCAGAGAAAAGGUCCAGCAUCCGUACUGCAGGAACUUGUGGAGGAUGAUAACAAGGACAUCCCACCACAUGUGGUACUAGUGGAUCAACUCUUCUCUUUUAUAGGCAGUGACCCAGAGAAGGCUAUUUCCAGUAAGGACUUCCUGUCGGCAGCACAGACACGCUGGCGCCGAGGGAACACACGUAAACAGGCACUUGUUCAUAUGAAGGAGUUACUGACAGCUGCAUCACGUGUAGGAGGGGCCACACACCUUGUGGCCGCUGUCACAGCUGUUUUACAACACGGACCAUGUGUUGAAGAGCUGACCUGUGGCGGGAUGGUGAAUCAGGUGAGAGAAGCCUUUGCGGAGACCAUGACGUCUGUGGUACAGUUGGCCGCACGCUAUCCUAUAGCCUGCUGUAACAGUAUCGGACUGCUCUGUAUCAUACCCUACACCAGGGCAGAGGAGAAGUGUCUGGUGCGAUCUGGGUUGGUCCAUCUGUUAGACAAACUGUGUAGCUUAGCCAAUCAUAGGACAGAUAGCUCCAACACAGAGACUCAAUCAACCAAUCAGAAAGUGUCUGCCAUGGCAUGGGCAGGCUUUCAGGUCCUUGCCAACCGCUGUGUCAUGUGGGAAACAGAGGAUGGUUUACACCUAGAGCAGUUGGAACACUCGGGUCUAGCUCGCCAGGUAUCUGUGUUGCUCACCAACCACCUAGCCCGUGCCACGGAAUGUAUUGGCAAUGAGGCUGCAGGAACAGAGGCCCUACAGGACGUGCUCAGUCUCCUCAACAACCUGUCUCGUAGUCGGAUGGGACGAGCAAUCCUCAGUCAGCCAGCAUGUGUCUCCAAACUCCUCUCCUUGCUGCUUGACCAGAGACCGUCACCGAAGCUAGUGCUAAUCAUACUACAGCUGUGCCGUGUGGCAUUACCUCUGAUGAGUACACUGGACUGUGAGACAGUAGAACUGCCGGCCUGGGGUCAACAUCUCUACUCCAGCCACUGGAGCACAGCCAAAUCCAUCUCAGAUCCUCCAGCUAAGAUUGUCAGCCUCCUGCUGGCCAAACUCGGAGACUUUCUUGUCCCAGGUGACCAUGCGACUAUCUGUAGUCGACGCCCAUCCACAGACAACCUCCAUCGCGGAGCAUCUAAUGGGGGACUGGACAAGGACAAAGUGGAGGACAGUGAUAUACAGGCUGGUAGACUGUCAGUAUUUAUACACAAACGAGAGGACCAACUGUCUCACGAGGUCAUACAGCCUCUUCUUAGCUCGGACAAUCGUCCAUUCAGAAUAGGGGGCACUGCCAACAUGGAGAGGGUCGUACGAAUGGACAGAGAAAUGACAAAGUAUGGAAAGGCAGAGGUGACUACAGAAGAUGCUGGUAGUGCCUUGAAGAAGGCAGCCAAGUGGGCCCAGAUGGGGCUGGUCGUGUCAACGGGGCCCCCCAUAGAUACACAGCAGCCAGAACCACCCACAGGGGACAAGAAAAAGACAGCCUUCGAAGUUGUGUGUAGGGAGAGGAACUCUGAACUAGCAAGAACUGAUCCGGUAAGACCAUUUAUCAGUGGACAUGUUGCCAACAGUAUGGCUGCAGAAGUGAUAGCUCUCCUACACGGUUUACUGACCGCCCCUGAGACUAACACAGCCCAGUCCUGGGCCGAGGCCGUACAAAGGGUGUUGAACAACUCACUGACAUGCCUGCCUCUACUGUAUUCUGGACUGGAUGCCCUCAGCUCCCCCCGGACCAGUUGUAAACAGCUUAUGUCUAUGGCUAAACUGGCCAAUGCUGCGCUGUGUGCACUUGGUGGUUUCAAGGAGAUAAUAAAACCAGGCUGUAAUGCCAAGGUGGUCGGAGCAGGUAUCCACAACACUACAGGCACUGUACUGAGUGUGUCAGAACAGACUGGUAUGGCCACCCUACAGCUGGACACAGACUCUAACCUCAUGUAUACACCUCGCUACAGCGACACCAUACAGGUCCCUGUCACACGACUACAGCCAAUCAGAAAUGAGAUCUACACUUCCCAUCAAGUUCCUGUAACAGAAGCAGUUGUCAUGGCAAUCAAAGCCAUUUUACUGCCACAGGACGACAACCAAUCCCUGAUGCAGCAGUCACUGCCCAUCAAUGGAGAUGGAAAUAGCCUGAACAAUGAGACAUGUCGUGUGGUGGCCGAGCUACAGACACGGGCAUGUAUGGUGCUGGCUUCCUACCUACAAGACAUUGACUUCACAAAGGAGUUUAUACAACACUGUGGCUCUACCAUAGAUGUGCUGAAGUCUCUAGCCAAGGACUGUAGUACAGGUGAUCGACUUCCUGUGAUAGAGUCCCACUGUACACGUUUGAGGCUCCUUUACCGCGACUGUGCCAAACCUCCACCACCACCAAGUAAGGUGGACACUAGAACUAACAAAGAAAUGAUGUGGGAUGCAGUGAGGACCUACCCUCCUGUCCGAGCAUGUGUCUUUUCCUCUGGGAUGACUGGUAUCACCUUCCUGGGCGACCCUAACACAGGCAGUGGACUACCAAGGGGCACACUGCUGUAUGCUAAUCUGCCCAUCCCCCUGCAGGCACCAGCCUUUUACUGGGAGUUGGAGGUAUGUUCCUUUGGUGACAGCCAGGAGGAAGGAGGGGCUAUUAUAUCAUUUGGAUUCGCUCCCUCUGCAGAGAAGAAGGAUGGUGCAUGGACAAAUCCUGUUGGUACCUGUCUCUGUCUCAAUAACGGUAAGGCUGUACACUACAAUGGUGCUAGUCUACUUCAAUGGAGGAGUGUUCGACUGGAUGUUUUCCUCAAUGCCGGAGACAUUGCAGGAAUUGGCUGGGAGAGAACUGGUGAUGCUCCUGCCCAUGGGCAGACUCCCCGGGGACGAGUUUACUUCACACACAAUGGUCAACGUCUGACUGCCUUCAUGGACGACGUGUCUGGGGCUAUGUAUCCUGUUGUACAUAUACAGAAGAAGAAUACCAGAAUUCGUGCCAAUUUUGGAGCGCGACCAUUUGCUUUCGCUGAGGGCCAACAGCACAGGGAUGCUGCUGAUGCUGCUGAUGAUUUAACAAGAGAGAUGAGGGAAAGCUUUGGACAUCUGCCAUUCCACUCUGCUUCUGACAGUGAGAGUGAUAGCAGUCUCCCCAACACUCCUGAAGCCACUACGGCAGAGGUGGUUAAAUCACCGACCGGCCCACCUUCCAAGACGGCUGUCAUACCUAAACCUCAGAAAGAGUAUGAGCCCGAAGGUUGUCUGCAGUACAAGUUAUUUAGUAGCUAUGACACCUUUGUGACGACGGGUCCAGACCAGCGAGCUAACCCCGCCCCCCAGGAUGAUGAGUCAGAUGACGAUGUUGUGGAGGAUGAUCAGGGGUCUGAGGAUCACUAUGCUCUCCUUGUCAAGGCCUGGGAACAGAAAGUUUUCCCUGUCAUACGACGACGCUUCAGAAAUGAGGCUGAACGCAAAGAUGGAUUGGAACAAAUCAGAGGAGCUCUACAGUUAGGUAUGACUGACAUAGCACGACAGACUGUGGAGUUUCUGUAUGAGGAGAACGGUGGGAUCCCACGGGACCUACACUUGCCGACAAUUGACGACAUCAAGGAAGACUUGGCUAAGUUCACCAUAGAGCGAGUUAAGAAGGGGACUGCCGUAGUGAUUAGAAACACUGCAGAAACAAGUACAGCUGGAACCACUGUCCUUCCAAAGUUCGCCGUGAGGAGUAUGUUGAGAACAUUUGGCCUCACCGGUACUGUGCUGGAUGUAGAUAACUCUAAUGAGCUUGUACAGGUAGAGACAUAUCUGAGGAGUGAGGGAGUACUUGUACGUUUCUGGUAUCCAAUAGACAUGCUAGAGCGCCCCGCCCAGGGGCUGCGUCGCUCCACCAUCACUGGGGGCCAGAUAAUGGACACUAGUAAUGUACACAUCCACAAGGAACUGCUGCGGAGUGAGUCUGUACUGGUACGCAUGUAUUGUAGGACUGCUCUUCUCAAACUCAUUGAUCACUGUAACUCCCCCGCCAUGGAACUUGGGUCCUGUUCAGCCAGUCUAGGGUCGGGAAUGGCAGCGAGUGCUGCUCUGUUACAGCAGCUGGACAUUGAGAAUCUCCAGCUACUGUCCAAUGAACUGCUGUGUCCUCCCCAACCCCACGGUACUAUCAAGGCCUCCUCCCUCACCAUGGCAUCCUCACUCCAACAGUGUCUCUCCAGUCAGUCAUGCCUGCUUACUCGCCUUCUCUACCGAGACGAAGAUAAACUCAAGCGUGAGCUUGCUGUGGCCAUUGCUCGGGCAGCCAAUCAGGGUGAAGAUUAUCUCAUAGAACUUACCAAUCAGCUCUGCUUGUGCUUACAGACAUCCCCAGAAAUGUUCCCAUAUGAAGAAUACACUGUCAGUGAGGCCAAGGUCAACACUGAUAUCGACUUUCCUGGGGCGGCUUGUCUGGUAGUGUCUUGUAAGACUGAUCUCAAAGCUACAAAGAAGGAUACGUCUCUAUACAAAUCUCCCUGGGCGAGAGUGUUUUCCUACACGGGUCAUCGGGUCAAGAAAACAGGUCAGGCCACCAAACAGGAAGUGGUCAGUUACCCAAGAGACACAUCGUCCACCAGCAAUCAAAACGAACAAUACACACCAGCUAUUGUGCCAUGUGACCAUAUACAUCUGAGAGUAGGAGUUUCCCCACCCCCAGGGGUACUGCUUACAAUCCAUGCCCUGCCCCCACAGUUCCUGCUGGCAGUGGCCUACAUAGAGACCCUGAUAUCAGACCGGUAUGGUUGUGGGACUCAGAGUUGUGGGGCACAAGACAGUGAGUCGCCUGAGGUUAGUAACAAAUCUCUGGCAGGCAAGGAUAUGCAUGAGAGUAUGUGGAGUGUGGACAAUAUUGUGAUAACUCCCACAGUGUUCAGGCAUAUCAUAGAGCUUGUGUGUCGCCACCUGUGGACAAGUAACAUCCCAGCACUGAUCAAGGAGUACAUGUUCCACUUACUGGCUCAGUCUCUUCGUAUCCUUCACUACAGUGAGGGCACCAAUGGAUGCUUCCUCCCCACACCCCACCCUCACCUCAACCCUACUCAAGGGGUACUGGUUCAGCUUCAGGCAGAGCUUCAGCGAUUGUACGAGGAGGAGACUAAAGGCUGGCCUUCUGCCACACACUCCAGUGGGCAGGGCAUUGGCAUUGGUGUCAGUGAUAAAGGUCGCUUCUCGACUUACUUUCAGGGUUUAUUAGAGGUCAAUCUUGCCAUAGCAGAGGUUAAACACAAAGACAAUCCAAGGUCAGCAUUUGGUCCCUCAUCAUCAUCAACAGAGGCUGGAGCAUCUAGCUCACUGCAUUCUCUAGGUAGUCCUACUUCAUCAGCCAAGAAGAAGAAGUUGAAGGCCAAGCGAGAUAAGGAGCGAGGAGGUGCAGUGCCAAAGAGGACAGGAGGAAGUCCUCGGGUUAGUGAAAGUGACAUUUCGACACCAAGUACCAGUGGAUCCUCUCUGUCUACUACCGAGUCCUCUUCCUCCACUAGUACUGCUUCUGUCACACCCAGUACCAGUGGAGGAAGUCAGUCGGUCAACAAACCAGAGGACAUGUUGUGGUUCCAUCGUGCUCUGACUGUCUCUCAGAUCCUCCGUUGUCUUGCCUUCAGGGAAAAUCAUGGUGAGGGUGCCCUGGCUGCGGCAGUGUCUGAUGCUGCCCAGGUCCUGAAUUCUCCUUCUGCCCACAACCGUCUCCUAGUCAUCACUGGCAUCAAUAGUGAGGUGGAUUCUGAGGUUAUCAAAUGUGCUAUACGCCGGGCAAGUAAACCCAGUGGAGGUAUUUAUAAGGAUGAAAUUUUCUUACCUAAAGGACGUCCUGGUAGGAAGAUUUCUGAUGCUGAGUCUCUACCUGGUGCAAGUGAUUCCUCCAACCAGACAAAGGAGGAAGAUAAGACAGAAAAGGCAGAGACUUCAGUAAAAGAGGGAAGCAAUAUAAAAACUGACCAGGUACGAGGGUAUGCGGUAAUUAGUGUAUUGUCUCGAGCAAAGGUGGAGGUGGUCCAGAAGGCCCUACUUAAGUGCAAGUCUCUGGUAGUGGCUACACUUCCAGACCAGGAGGAUGUACAAGAUAUACCUGAAGAGAUUCUAUCAGUAGACACUGUGAAUGCCUCCCUCCUGGCUGAGCGGGAUGGCAACGACGCCUUGGAACACUAUCUACAGUAUAUGUUCUUUAACAGUGAGGACCAGAAGGAGAUUUCUGAUGCAGCUACUCUCGCUCUGAUAGAGAUCUUCCACAGUUGUUUUAUCAUGGAACAAAAACAUGGUACUGGGGAUACAAACAAGAGUCUGGCUUUCAUCUGUCUUGGCAAAGACCAGAUUUUACAGAAUAUGCCUGAGAACCUACUCUGUGUCUUCUUUAAUCACAUCAAACCACCAAAGAAAUCCCUUCCUGAACAGGUGAUGCAGGUGCUACGUCGCUAUGGCAUGAUGAAAUCUCCGGACAAAGAAAUGUCUCCUGACAAGAAUGGAAAAGGAAAGUCAGCCAAGAAAUCUCCUCGCUCUUCAAAAGAGAAGCUGGUGAUGGGGGUUGUUGAAAAGCCAAGUCACCACAAGGACAGAAAAAGUAAGGGGAAAGAUGGGCCAGAGAAAUCUGCUAAGGAUGCGGGGUCAUCAGACUCGGCUGCCAGGGGUAGCAAGCCAUGGUUACAUGACGACUCUAAGUAUCUGACAUUAGACGGCUUCCUCCAGUACGUCCUAGAGAUAGCCAAACAGGAUGUCCGAGCUGUCUGGAGGGCAUUCUUGUCUUGUGGAUUUGAUCUCAACUUUGAAAGGUGUGCCUGCCUAGAUACUAGCCAGGCCCAGCAGAUGGCCUCUCAGUGGUCACUAGACAUGGAUGCGUCCCUGGUGCAGUACAUCAACGCCUUCUGUAGGAAACUCUCGGUAGCACCCUCUCGUCUACAUCCUCACGAAGUACAGUUAUCAGAGUCUGAUCUCAGUAGUGGCAUGUAUAGCUGUCUCCAAGGCGUUCCAGUAGAGAGUAUUCGACUCAGGUUUGCUCUACUACAGUCCCUAAACAACACUCUGGAGACCUUCUUCCUUCCCUUGGUUGACCUCCGACCUGCUAACACCUGUAACCGCAGUACUGCUGCUCUCCUCUCCAAGGUCAGACACCUCAUAUUCUAUGACUCCAAGGUCAACCUGAUAAACCGCGUCCUAAAUGCCACAACACAAAGGAAGCCUGAUCAGGCGGCACCAGAAAUUGUACUGGACCCCCUGGAAACAUUCAGUGGCGAGGAGAAGACAUCUCUGUCUACAUGGCUGUGUCAGGCCUUCAGACAACUAUCCUCUGUACCAUCUAGUCAGUUCUGUGUAAGGCUGGCCUGCGGGGGAGAUCCCACCUAUUCCUUCAAUGUGAGGCUCACCGGGGAGGAGGUACAUGGAACAAGUGGGUCGUUCCGUCAGUUCCUGUCUCAGGUAGCAAAAGAAUUACAAGGCUCACUGGUCCGGAUGCUGGUGCCAUGUAGUAGCAGUAACAACAUGGGCAAACAUAUCCUUAAACCUGGCCCUAUGACAUUCCCAGAGGAGCGCCUUCUACAGUUCUUCGGACAGUUACUUGGGAUCACAAUGAGGGCUGACAUCCCCCUAGGAAUGGACCUACUGAGUUGUUUCUGGAAGGUAUUGGUGGGAGUAAACCUUGAUCCAGUCACUGACCUCCAAGAAGCUGACCAAAUAACCUACAACUAUGUCAAGAAAAUAGAAAUGUGCGAGUCUGAAUCUGAACUCCAGACCUUGUGUGCAGAUGUCUACCCAAGGUUUGUGUUCAACUCUCUGACAGGAGAUGAGGUGGAGCUGGUGUCCAGGGGUAACAAUAUCAUUGUAUGCUGGGAGAACAGACAGGAGUACUUGGAUGCUAUCCGAUGCCUGAGGAUGCAGGAGCUACAGUGUGAUGAGAGAGUGCUUGCCCUCCACUGUGGUCUGGCCUCACUCAUCCCUAUACAGUUGGUUGCCCUCCUGUCUCCCCUCGAUAUGGAGAUUCGUACCUGUGGAAUGCCAGCUGUCGACCUCGACUUCCUCAAGGCUCACACGAUGUACCAGGUUGGACUCAUGGAGACAGACACCCAUAUAGAGUACUUUUGGAACACCCUGGAGGGUCUUAGUCCUGACGACCUGUGUCGCUUCAUCAAGUUUGCAUGCAACCAGGAAAGGAUUCCCCAGACAUGUCCCUGUAAAGAGGGUGGAGCCGACUCCACACAUGUACCUCCAUAUCCUAUGAAGAUUGCUCCUCCAGAUGGAGCAGGUUCACCAGACUCGCGCUACAUACGAGUGGAGACAUGUAUGUUUAUGAUCAAACUACCCCAGUAUUCCUCACAAGAAAUCAUGACACAGAGAUUAUUGUAUGCGAUAAACUGUCGCGAGGACCCACUCAGUGGUUGACCCCCUCCCACCCACACUUAGCUGCUAACAUGUUAUUUAUUGUAUGGUAGAAUGUGCUAUAGAUACCCUGUUUGUAUAGGUGUUUUAUAUAGAGGCGUGUAUAUCUGUUUCCUGAGAAAUGUUGUAAUACAUAUUUUAUGAGAGUAAUUAACAUGAAAUGGAUAAUUUCUGUCGGAGGAGAAAAUGUUGGCAUUCAGUGUUAACCACUGGUAUGUUGAAAGUGAUGAUGAGAAAAUAUUUGUGUAUGUAGGAAGUGAUGACAAGAUCUGUGUAUGAAGAAAGUGAUUACAAGACAGUGUACAUCUUGUACUAACUGGUAUAUGAAAAUUAAAUGUUUGUUAUGUGAUGCAACAUGUGCUGCAGAUUGAAAUGUAUGACUGUGAGAAUAAACUUGACCACUCAAAGUGGAGGCAUUUAAAAGAUGAGUCACGGAGACACAAUGUGUCAUUCUGUUACAGAAUUAUGUGGACAUGUAUGACAAUAGCAUUUUUUCUUACAUUUCUUUUUAUGCUUUAAACUGCUGUUUGUUAUAAAUAUUUUGUUUGUUCUUGCUUUAUUUGACUUUAUUAUUCUAAGACACUGGAAUGUGAACUAUUCCAGACUUUAAAUAUUUAAGAUAUGUAUGUGCAUUUAAAAAUGGAAAAACAUUCAAUCAUAAUUCCUGUUCCCCGAGAUCAAAACAUUUGUACUCUAGAUCACACCUGAAUUUCUGGACUAAUAAAGACUUCUAUCAGAAGAACUGGACCCACUAGUCUGGUUUUCAAAUUGUAAAAAAUGUUAAAACACCACAAUGUGUUAAAACAGUUAUACAAAUUCUUGUUUUAAUCAUUUUCUUGUUUCUUGAAUUGAAAUCCGGCUUUAUUAGUCCUAGAAAUCUGUGAUUAAAUUGAUAUUAAAGUGCAAGAUCUGUAGUGAUACAUUGGUGGAUUACUACCCGUUAUAACCGUUACCGCGACGACUUAUAAUUAAUAUUAAGUAAUAAGGAAGCUUUCUGUUUAUCAAAUAGAAGAUGUACUCCAUUAAAGAAGGCUACAUGUCAGGUGCUGUGAUUGUGAAAAACAUAAAUAUUAAAGGAAAACAUUUGUUUUAAAUAAAACAUGUCCGGUAAUAUUAACAGGAAACGUGAUAUAUUAAUGCUAUUAAUUUGUAAUUUUGUAUUGUUCCUGGUAAAAUCAGUCACAAUAGAUUAUAAUACCUAACUCUUGGGAUUUCACUCUAUAACAACCUGUGUAUAAACACUUGUGAUGAUUACACUCCAUAACAGCCGUGUAAUAACACUUGUGAUGAUUACACUCUAUAACAGCCGUGUAAUAACACUUGUGAGGAUUACACUCCAUAACAGCCCGUGUAAUAACACUUGUGAUGAUUACACUCCAUAACAGCCCGUGUAAUAACACUUGUGAUGAUUACACUCCAUAACAGCCCGUGUAAUAACACUUGUGAUGAUUACACUCCAUAACAAUCCGUGUAAUAACACUUGUGAGGAUUACACUCCAUAACAGCCCGUGUAAUAACACUUGUGAUGAUUACACUCCAUAACAGCCCGUGUAAUAACACUUGUGAUGAUUACACUCCAUAACAGUCUGUGUAAUAACACUUGUGAGGAUUACACUCCAUAACAGCCUGUGUAUUAACACUUGUCACGAUUACACUCCAUAACAGCCCGUGUAAUAACACUUGUGAUGAUUACACUCCAUAACAGCCUGUGUAUUAACACUUGUGAUGAUUACACUCCAUAACAGCCAUGUAUUAACACUUGUGAUGAUUACACUCCAUAACAGCCCGUGUAUAACACUUGUGAUGAUUACACUCCAUAACAGCCCGUGUAUUAACACUUGUGAUGAUUACACUCCAUAACAGCCUGUGUAUUACACUUGUGAUGAUUACACUCCAUAACAGCCUGUGUAUUAACACUUGUGAUGAUUACACUCCAUAACAGCCUGUGUAUUAACACUUGUGAUGAUUACACUCCAUAACAGCCCGUGUAUUAACACUUGUGAUGAUUACACUCCAUAACAGCCUGUGUAUUAACACUUGUGAUGAUUACACUCCAUAACAGCCUGUGUAUUACACUUGUGAUGAUUACACUCCAUAACAGCCGUGUAUUACACUUGUGAUGAUUACACUCCAUAACAGCCCGUGUAUAACACUUGUGAGGAUUACACUCCAUAACAGCCUGUGUAUUAACACUUGUCACGAUUACACUCCAUAACAGCCUGUGUAUUAACACUUGUGAUGAUUACACUCCAUAACAGCCGUGUAUUACACUUGUGAUGAUUACACUCCAUAACAGCCCGUGUAUUACACUUGUGAUGAUUACACUCCAUAACAGCCUGUGUAUUACACUUGUGAGGAUUACACUUUUCAUAACAGUCUGUGUAUUACACUUGUGAGGAUUACACUACAUAACAGCCGUGUUUUAAUACUUGUGAUGAUUACACUCCAUAACAGCCCGUGUAUUAACACUUGUGAUGAUUACACUCCAUAACAGCCCGUGUAUUACACUUGUGAUGAUUACACUCCAUAACAGCCCGUGUAUUAACACUUGUGAUGAUUACACUCCAUAACAGCCCGUGUAUUAACACUUGUGAUGAUUACACUCCAUAACAGCCCGUGUAUUAACACUUGUGAUGAUUACACUCCAUAACAGCCUGUGUAUUAACACUUGUGAUGAUUACACUCCAUAACAGUCUGUGUAAUAACACUUGUGAUGAUUACACUCCAUAACAGCCUGUGUAAUAACACUUGUGAGGAUUACACUCCAUAACAGCCUGCACAAAGAUAAUACAUAACGGUGUGGUUUAUGUCAAAAAUGGUGUACCAUAUAUAUGUAUAUGAAUUUAAUCGAAAUAAGAUAUUAAAUUAGGUAUAAGAAUCUUAAACCAAUUGGCCAUAUGGAAUGUAAACAACUUGUUCAAUACUUUCAUAUGCCACUUGUCUAAAGGUUCAUGGCAAAUCAAAUUACUACAUUUGUUAAAUUCCAUGCGACAUAACCACUCGAGUAAAAGCCUCUAUACCCAUAUUAAGUAUGUUUUGUAUAUAUAGUACAAAAAUUACUCGAGUGUUUUACCAACUCAUUAUGAUGUUUAUGUAGUGAGUAAGGACUUUAUUGGGCUAUUAGAAGUCUAUGUAUACAAGACUUAUAAACAAGAUAAAUAUCAUUUUUUCUAAUUCAAUGUUGACAUUACGAGACUCCUGUAUGGGACUGACUGACCAUUACAAUUGGACAUUCUGUUAUAAGAUGAUUAAACCUGGUGUAUUACUAAAAAAUUAGUCCGCUUACUAUUGGGCAAAUAUGUUUAUUAAUGUAUUAUUUAUUAAGUCACAGAAUGUCAUGUGAUCUGACCUCGGCCUGUUCAACUGAAAGGAUAUAUCAACAUAAUUAAACCAUUACCCUGAGUGGGAAGACAUACUUCCUAAACUUUGUGCUAUUUAUAAGGUUUAUUUUGGGCCCAGUGCUGUAGUUUAUUAAUUUGGUUGGCUGAACACAAUAGUAUGUUGUGAUGUGGUUGAUUGAACACAAAGGUAUGUUGUAUUAUAUCAUUAGACGUAUAUUAUGAUUAGUUCUGUGUUCACACAUUAUGGUGUUGUGAAAUAUUAAGAAUUAUACUGAUAUGUUAGAAUUAAUUUAUUUGUAUAAUAAAUUCAGUGAAGGGAGAUCACUCUAUUUAUAUUACAUUAUUUGCAUUAUUAUGAAGUUGUUUGCACUGCCAAGUUGGCAUUGCUGUGGAAGUUAAAAGUAAGAUGGGGUUAGCACUAAGCACCAAUAUUUUAUUUAGACGUUACUGUUAAAAACACCUUUUUUUUUUUUUUAUUGAAUUUGACAAUUGGUGUUAUAAAAAGUAUUUUAUUUGAGUUAUCUCUUCAACUUAUCUUUACAUGACUUCUGAUGUCCUAAUUUAAUGCCCAGAUGAAUUAUGUUCUGUAUACCUUCAAUGCUAAGUAAAUACAGUAUUACAUUGUGAAUACCUCAAAGUGUCUGCAGUGCAUCAUGUUUACAUAAAGAUCUUUGUUAUUUUUUAUUAAGACAUUUUUGACUAGACUCAAAUUUCCUUUUCUUAAAAAACAUGUCAAAGAGCAUACAGAACAUAACUCACAUGGGAUUGCAUUUACAUUUCUUGCUCAUGAUUGCAUUUACAAGCUUUGCAUUUCUAUGAUAUGUAUACACAUAAUUUCACUUCAACAGAUUAUUUUGAUAUUCGGGGAAGCAACCAAAAGUCAGUUGUCUUUACUGAUAUCGGGAGACAGUCUGACAACCCAAAAUCAGUUGUUUUUACCGAUAUCAAGGGAGAUGACUGCAGAUCACUUUUUUUUCAUUGGUAUUAGGGGAGGUUACUAUAGAUCAGUUGUCUUAACUGGUAUUGAGAGAUAACUACUGAUCAGUUUUCUUUCUGAUAUCAGAAGAGGUAACAAUAUAUCAGUUGUCUUUACUGGUAUGAGGGGAGAUAACUACUGAUCAGUAUCUUUCUUAUAUCAGGGGAGGUAACUACAUAUAAGUUUCAUUAUCAGUAUAAAGGGAGGUAACUACAGGUCGAUUUUCUUUCUGAUAUGGGGGGUGUAAGUUUACAGGUCAGUGAACUUUCUGAUAUAAGGGGAGGUAACUAAAUGUCAGCUUCAUUUAUCAGUAUAAGGGGAGGUAGCAACAUUGAAGUUUUCUUUCUGAUACUACAUAUCAGUUUUCUUCAUUGGUAUCGGGAAGUAACUACGGAUCAGUUUUCUUUUCUGAUAUUGGGGAGAUUACUACUGAUCAGUUUUCUUUACCAAUAUCAGGGGAGGUAACUAGACGGUAUUUAAUUUCUGUCUUUUAUACCUGUACUUUAACUCCCAAAUUAUUGUUGUCAUUGUAAUGCAUUGCCAUUAUCAAAAGGUAUUAAAUAUCUUACAACUUG
Molecule: messenger RNA, 17940 nt
Organism: Pecten maximus
Lineage: Eukaryota; Metazoa; Mollusca; Bivalvia; Pectinida; Pectinidae
Product: probable E3 ubiquitin-protein ligase HECTD4
Molecular function (GO): ubiquitin-protein transferase activity
Source: RefSeq, a predicted model, not a curated record